Molecule: messenger RNA, 2636 nt
Organism: Vicugna pacos (alpaca)
Lineage: Eukaryota; Metazoa; Chordata; Mammalia; Artiodactyla; Camelidae
Source: RefSeq, a predicted model, not a curated record
CUAAAAUACUGCAUUUUGUCAAUGACUUAUCUUUUUGAAGGAUAUAUGCUUUCAGCCUGCAUCAAAACUUAUACCCUAUGCUAAGAGUUUACAAGAAUUUUAUUUUACAGCAAACAUCAAAUCAAAUGCAAACAGAUUCAUUAUCUUCAUCCCCUAAUCCUGUGUCACCUGUGCCGUUGAAUAACCCAACAAGUGCCCCAAGAUAUGGAACAGUGAUCCCUAAUCGCAUCUUCGUAGGAGGCAUUGACUUUAAGACAAAUGAAAAUGAUUUAAGAAAAUUUUUUUCCCAAUAUGGGUCUGUAAAAGAAGUGAAGAUUGUAAAUGACAGAGCCGGAGUGUCCAAAGGGUAUGGUUUCGUCACUUUUGAAACACAAGAAGACGCACAAAAAAUUUUACAAGAGGCUGAAAAACUUAAUUAUAAGGAUAAGAAACUGAACAUUGGUCCAGCAAUAAGAAAACAACAAGUAGGGAUCCCUCGUUCUAGUGUUAUGCCAGCAGCUGGAACAAUGUAUCUAACAACUUCAACUGGAUAUCCUUACACUUACCAUAAUGGUGUUGCUUAUUUUCAAACUCCAGAGGUAACUUCUGUUCCACCACCUUGGCCUUCACGUUCUAUAUCUAGUUCCCCUGUGAUGGUAGCUCAGCCUGUCUAUCAGCAACCUGCAUAUCACUACCAGGCCCCUGCACAGUGUCUACCAGGACAGUGGCAGUGGGGUGUUCCUCAGUCUCCUGCCUCUUCUGCUCCGUUCUUAUACCUGCAACCUUCAGAGGUUAUUUAUCAACCAGUGGAAAUUGCACAAGACAGUGGAUGUGUUCCUCCUCCGCUGUCUCUGAUGGAAGCUUCAGUUUCAGAGCCUUAUUCUGAUCAUGGAGUUCAAGCAACAUACCACCAGGUUUAUGCUCCAAGUGCCAUUGCUAUGCCUGCACCUGUGAUGCAGCCCGAACCGAUCAAAACAGUGUGGAGCAUUCAUUAUUAAGACAAUUGGGCAGCUCUAGUCCAGCUCAACUGAUUUCUUAUCCAACGAUCCUUGUGUGGCCGAGAUCCAGCUUCAACGAACCGGCUAGAAGCUGCCCGUUGUGAAACUUAGGGUUAGUUAAUACCUCGCCAUACUUAUUUAUUCCACUAUAAGCUGUCUAAAUUUGAUGAAAUUCGCUUUUUCAGCUGUUCUAGAAAAUUAUUUAGGUAGAUGUGGCAUGUUGGUGUUUUAAUGUGUUAAUCUAACUGUAGUGCCGUUUUCUACAACAUGUUUUAUCCAUUCCAUAAAUAAUAACCACAUUGGGAAUAGUGAGGUGUCUUUCAUUUUCUCCGCUUUGUGUGAUUUCUUUUUCUAUCAGUCUUUUAGAAGUUAUGUUUCAUAUUCUUUGUUAUUUAUUUUAAUAUUUAGGAUAAGAGUCAUUUCUAGUUCUAAUAGAAUUUUUAAUACUUUCUUGCCCUUUAGUAUAUAUUAUGUUUAAUCUUAGUGAUUCAGUUCUACUACUUUGCUAUUUUGUCAUUUUUUGUCUAAUUUUUUAUUUAUGUGUUAACUGCUAUUCCUCAUUUACUCUUGCUUCUACAUUGGUUUUCAGAACUUGAAUAGUAUUUAUACUUCUUUAUAACAUUUUCCAAACAUUAGAAAUAGAAAUACUAUCAACAUAAUCAGUAUUCUUGCCUUUUCAUGUGAUUAAUUUCACUAUAUUAAAUUUUAUUCUCUAAUAUUGAUGUAGCUUACCUAUAAGCCAUUUGGUACCAAAUUUUAUAUAAUAUGGGUCACCUAGUAGAAUUGUUUUGUUAUAAGAAAGGCUCACCUCUGCCAUGAUCCCAUAACACUGACUGGUAUUCUACUGUAUUUUGGUGUUCUAUGAAUGCUUUAACCUUUUGACCUUUUCAUCUUAUAUUUUACCGAUAUAUUUAAUUAUAUAUGUUAUCAAUUCUUAAGAGGACAAUUAAUUAUUUCCAUAAAAAGCAAAACUAUUUCUAUACCAAAGGAAAACUUUAAAUUCUUAUUCUAAAGCCAGUUCUUACUAUAAAAUUGGAAAAUAGGUGGGGAAAGAAAAGCUGUUGUUCAAAAGUUACAGAACAAAUCAUAAGUGUUUUUAUCACUAAAAUUUAUUUGUAGUAUGAAAAAAUCCUUCAAUCCAUUUGCAACUCUUUCACUAACCUCCUAAUUUUAGGAGAGAUGGAGAAAACCCAUAAAUAUUGGCAUGACCUUAAUAAAUCUAUAUCUUUCUUCUCUUAUUCUAUCCCCAAAUAUAUUCCAUGUUUAGCAGCAGCAGAAAUAAUAAGACUUGGACCCCAGAGUUUUUCCUGGUGAGUCUGGGUGUUUCUUCUGAAACCAUAGUGAAUAUGCUUGCUAGUCAAAUGGUUUCUUAAGAACAGUAGGACCAUAUGAAUAUACACUAGCAUAUGAGGGUCCCAUGUACAUUAAUUAUUCUCAGUUUUUAGAAAUGUAAAAAGACUAAUUAAAAGGCCCACAAUGAAAUUUCAGAAGUUUUUGUUCUGUAAGUAAAAUUAUUAACCUCUGACAUUAGAGAUCUUCUUUUAAUAGUACUAUCCUUGAGGACAAAAAAGUUAAAUGUUUUGAUUUUCAAAAUGUUAAACGUGAUGCUAAACAAAUCCCGGCCCUGUUAAUAAAAAUUAAUGAUGUAUUGUUGGAUAA